Molecule: messenger RNA, 1410 nt
Organism: Perca fluviatilis (European perch)
Lineage: Eukaryota; Metazoa; Chordata; Actinopteri; Perciformes; Percidae
Product: osteoclast stimulatory transmembrane protein
Exons: 3
Coding region: 1-1386 (461 amino acids)
Cellular component (GO): membrane
Source: RefSeq, a predicted model, not a curated record
AUGCAGUUCCUCAUAAAGAAUAUUAUUAUACCUGUCAGGAACGGAACAGGAUCCUGCAGACAGGUUUUAAAAUGUAUCCUGCUUUACCUGUGGGAUGUUUACUCUGCACCUGCACCUGUCAGCAGAGACGUCCUGACUCUACUGUCUCUCUGUGCCACGCUCGCCAUCAUCACUGGCGGCCUGCUUCAUCACUGGCUGUCAACGACUCUGAAAUACAACCAUGAAGCGUCCAUUCAGACUGCCUGCAUCUACAGUGUGGCCAUAUUUCUGGUCUCGUUCCUGUGUCACCCUCUGCGCUGUGUGCUGACCAUGACUCUGCCGACAGUCUGCACCAAACAGGGACGCAAACUCCUCAUCACAGCCUCCGUCAUGAUUGUAGUUUUGAACGUCAUUCCUAAUAUUUCGGUGAACGUAGGAGCGGUCGCUCGCAUCCUGAAGUGCACCGCUGAGGGUUUCACAAAGACUUUAUUAAACUCAUCUGAACCUUUGAACAAAGCAAAGAGAGACCUUGUUGAGGAAACCAUCAAAGUGAGAAGGGAAGACUUGAGCAUUGUCACCAACUUGAGGAAGUUGGAUCACUUCACACAUGUUGAUGUGUCAGAAGUCAAAAGCAGGUUCACUAAGAUGAUUGCACAGAUAGAGGUCAACUUCUCACAUGCGAGGGGCCUGCUAAAAGAUUACAAACUGCUGUCAAACCGGAUCCUUGCUGCCAUUUUUGUUGCUUUACUAAUCUUUGAAUCUGCUCGCUACUUAAAAUCUUAUCUGGCAUCAGUUCAGUUUGAUAACGGCUACAUCUCCGAAGAGCUUCAGCAAAAAGUGACUCAUGCUGCUAAAAAUACAACUUGUCCCACAAGCCGCAACAUAACAAGUCAGGAAUGUACCUCCUGCUUCAUAUCACUGGUUGUGGUAACAUUAUAUUUCAUUGCAAUAACUUUAUUAGUAGCUUUGGAUCAUGUUGUGUAUCAUAUAGUUCAGGCGAUUAUGCCAUGGAUACUGGACUUUCCACCGACAUCUGCCAGCAUAAGUGUCAAUUAUAAGGUUCAGUGGUUCCCCCCUGCCUUUUGUAUCAUCCCACAAUCCUGUGUCACGCGGGACCUCACAAACUUCCACCAGGAUUACAAGUGGACUUUCAACCCCGAGCCAGCGCUCUGCGAUGUGACAACUUCAGCUCCGAACCUGGGAGUCACACUCCUGCUGGGAUGUCUCUGGCUGAUGAGCUACUCUCUGGUGUUCCUCGAGGUUUACGCCAGACGGCUGCGCAGGAAAAUCUCUGCGUCCUUUUUCAGAGAGCAGGAGGAGAGGAGAAUAGUUUACUUGAUGAAGAAAGUACAAGAGAAGCAGAGUAGAAAAGAGCAAAAAGAGACUAUUUGUGUUGAGGUUAGGUGAAUGGUUACAGGACAAUGCUUUGUU